Molecule: messenger RNA, 2267 nt
Organism: Orcinus orca (killer whale)
Lineage: Eukaryota; Metazoa; Chordata; Mammalia; Artiodactyla; Delphinidae
Gene: ZCCHC12
Product: zinc finger CCHC-type containing 12
Exons: 4
Coding region: 534-1745 (403 amino acids)
Cellular component (GO): nucleus
Molecular function (GO): nucleic acid binding; zinc ion binding
Source: RefSeq, a predicted model, not a curated record
GUGGGGGGUGGCAGAGAUAAAAGCAGCCACGGCUGCCGUGGGAACUGUGCGGCCUCGACUCGGCUACCACUCGCUGGGUGGCCGUGCGAAGCAGCUCCGUCGGGCGGUCCCGGGUCGCUCAGCGGCCGAGGAGGCGUCCGUCCUUUCGCCCUGCAGGGCCGCGGAGACUGAAGGCGGAAUCACAGCUGUCAACGCCGGAGCGUCCGCUGCCCACCAGCCGAACACAGACAGGCGACCAAAGCCGAAUCCGAACUUGAAUUCUGUGCGGCUGAUUGCAGAGCUGUCUUGACGCCCUAAGGUCCCGGAUCGGCGACCCCCGGGGGACAGCGAUCGACCGUACCCCAGAGGCGAGCUUUCUCACGGAGGCCACCGGUUGCAGAAGCUGGAAGUGAAAUAAAGGCGCGCGCUUGCUCCUGAGCUCCUUUCCUACCGAGAUAAGAGGAAGGCAGAGCCCCCCAGCACGCCUGCAGAUUAGGCUCUUCCAAAAAAACCUGAGCAUCUUGUUACAUUCAGAAACCCGGUCAUCGUCCGUCAUGGCUAGCAUCAUUGCGCGCGUGGGUAACAGCCGGCGGCAGAACGCACCCUUGCCGCCUUGGGCCCAUUCUAUGCUAAGGUCCCUGGAGAGAAGUCUUGGUCCUUUAAUGGCCAACAUGGCAGAGAGAAACAUGAAGUUGUUCUCGGGGAGGGUGAUGCCAGCCCAGGGGGAAGAAACCUUUGAAAACUGGCUGACCCAAGUCAAUGGGGUCCUACCAGAUUGGAAUAUGUCUGAGGAGGAAAAACUCAAGCGCUUGAUGAAAACCCUGAGGGGCCCCGCGCGGGAGGUCAUGCGUUUGCUGCAGGCGGCCAACCCCAAUCUAAGUGUGGCAGAUUUCUUGCACGCCAUGAAAUUGGUGUUUGGGGAGUCUGAAAGCAGUGUGACCGCUCAUGGUAGAUUUUUUAACACCCUGCAGGCACAAGGGGAGAAAGCCUCCCUCUACGUGAUCCGUUUAGAGGUGCAGCUCCAGAAUGCUAUUCAGGCAGGGAUCAUAGCUCAGAAAGAUGCAAACCAGAGUCGCCUGCACCAGCUCCUUUUAGGGGCUGAGCUGAAUGGGGACCUGCGCUUCAGGCUGAAGAAUCUUCUCAGGAUGUAUGCAAAUGAGCAGGAACGUCUCCCCAGCUUCCUGGAGUUAAUCAGAAUGAUAAGGGAGGAGGAGGAUUGGGAUGACACUUUUAUUAAACGGAAGCGGGCCAAGAGAUCUGAGUCAAUGGUGGAGAGGGCAACUAGCCCAGUGGCAUUUGGGGGCUCCCGACCCAUAGUGAUCGGUAAUGCCGACUGCAACGUGAUAGAGAUAGAUGAUACCCCCGAUGAUGACUCAGAUGAGGAUGUGAUCCUGGUGGAGUCUCAGGACCCUCCACUUUCAUUCUCGAGUUCUCCUCUCCCCAGACGCAGGGCCAGACCUCGGAAUCAAGUGCUAGUCAUUGAUUCCCCCAGCAAUUCCAGGGCUCAAUCUCCUUGUACCAGUGGGGGUUCUGGGUAUAAGAAUGAUGGUCCUGGGGAUAUGCGUAGAACCAGGAAGCGAAAAAACACAAUCCACUGUUCGUACUGUGGACAGGAGGGCCACUCAAAGGAAACCUGUGACAAUGAGAGCAACAAGGCCCAGAUGUUUGAGAACCUGAUUAUCACCCUGCAGGAGCUGACACAUACCGAGGAGGAGGGGUCAAGAGAGGCCCCUGGCCAACCCAGUGACCCUUCUGAGCCACAGUGAGGUGCUAGCCCCCAGCUUUAAAUGAACCCUAACCUAUAUACAGAGUCCAGCAAUGGGAAAAAUGGCGGGUGGUGCUCCUAAUUGCAUGAAUGAAUCCACAAGGUGGCUUUCUUUUGGGGUGGAAGACAAAGGGUCUUGAAUAUUAGCACAGUGGAGGGAGAUGGCCUGACCUCCGUCCUUGCUUCCAAUCCCCUGCUGCCCAAGGGUCUACCUUCUGUGUGUGCCCCUUUCCUUGUUGGCUUUAUUCUCUUUGUGAAACUGGUAUAAUUCAUUGUUAAAUAUUAAAACAAUAAAGGGAAGUACAAAAAGUACAAGUAACCCCAAACCCUCCAACCCUUAUAUAACCAUUGUCAACCCUGUGAUGAAUGUCCUUCUAGAUAGUUCCCUAUACCUAUGUACCCAGACAGAUAUAUGUAUAGAAAAAAGUGAUCAAAUAUAAGUGCCGUUCUAAAGUGUAUUUUUUCACCAAAUAAUAUAUGUUGUGGGCGUCUUUCUAUGUCAAUAAAUAUAUAUCAGCAUCUA